Protobothrops mucrosquamatus (brown spotted pit viper) is the source of this 1559-nucleotide messenger RNA. RefSeq names its product transcobalamin 2 (gene TCN2). NCBI's taxonomy places the organism in Eukaryota, Metazoa, Chordata, Lepidosauria, Squamata, Viperidae. The record is from RefSeq and is a predicted model, not a curated record. Gene Ontology annotation, biological process: cobalamin transport. Gene Ontology annotation, molecular function: cobalamin binding. The coding region runs from base 249 to 1559 and encodes 436 amino acids. The transcript is spliced from 10 exons.
CGUAUGACAAAGGGUAAACAAGAAGGCGAGGGAAAGGGUGUCUCUCUACGGGGCUUCUGGCUCCUCCUGAGAAUUUGAAAGAAGACCCCUCUAGGACGGAAUCACGACCAGAACAAUUAAGACUCAGCCAUUGCUCCUGGGAGGAUGCCGUGACCCGGAUCGCUCCUUGCGGUGAUCAUUGAUCUGGGAUUCUUGAGGAAUCUGUUUGGGACAGGCUACACCAUAUUCCUGCCUUGGUCUCUGUCGGGAUGGUUUUUCUGUGGCUCCGGACGCCCUUCCUUUUCCUCUUCCACAUCCUGUUUGCAUCAGUCCAACUGUGCAAUGUCCCUCCAGGAAACAUUACGCUCAUCCAGGCGCUGAAUUCAGAGCUCCUAAAACUGGUGGAUGAUGCGUCCCAGGAACCGAACCCCAGCCUCUAUUUGGGCCUUCGACUUUCCAACGAGCACAACCUGGAGAAGGAAACGGAGUAUUUCACCCGACUGAUAAACGUCUUUCAGCCUCAAAGCAGCAGCCGUUGGAAACAGCCUGGGACGGGAGAGCUGGCGCUGUACCUCCUUGCGCUGCGGGCUGCUUGUCAUAACAUGGACACCUCAGAGGGGAACCGAGUGGUGACCCGGCUGAAGCUUCUCUUGAAUAGAGAAAUGAAGCAGAUCGAUCACAAGGGGAAAGGCCAGCUCAUCACCAACUACUACCAGUACAGCUUGGGGGUCCUGGCCUUGUGUGUUCACAGCAAGAGGACCGAUCCCGAGGUGAUCAGGAAGCUACUAUUGGCUGAACACCAUGGCAGGUUUUAUCACCACCAGACUCUCUCCAUAGACACGGAAGCCAUGGCCGGGCUGGCUUUUGUCUGCUUGGAACAGAUCCCCGGAUACUCCCAGAAACUCCAGGCCAGCGUGAGAAGGGCUGUGAAACGAGUGAAAGCAAAGAUCCUGAAAGCAGGGACGCCAGAGGGGGUUUAUGGGAACAUCUACAGCACCCCCCUGGCAAUGCAGUUUUUGAGUGCUGUCGGAAUGGGGCAGAGCCAGCAGGAGUACUCCAGAGGCCUGGGGGCCCUGAUGCAGAGCCUGGAGCAGGGAGACUUCCAAAAUAACCUUAUCCGGUCACAGCUGCUGCCUGCCUUGUACUGCAGGAGUUACGUGGACGUUGCCAGCAUGGUGUGCCAAACUCAGACAGAAAGUUCAGUCCCUGAUCUUUCCCUGCCGAAACCUUGCGGAAAUCCGAUACGGAAUAUUUCUGUCCGAUUAGAAGCAAGGAAAGCCUCUCAGUUGCUGUACCAGCAAGUGCUGGAAGUUCCUUUGGGCUCCACUCUUCUAGACGUGCUGGAAGCUGCAGCCAAAGAUGUUCACCAACCUCUCAGGUAUGAGACCCAGAAAACCCUCUCUGGCCCCAUGCUGGUCGGCGUGAUGGGGGAGAAGCCACAAAAAGGCGAACGCAAGUACUGGAGCAUUCUGCGGCAUCCUAACAGCAGCUUGGACCAAGGUGAGGAUUGGAUACUCACCAAUGUCAAAGUCAUCCCAGCUCGCAUCACGAGACGGUCCAGACUAGCCAAAUUGGAGUGA